GAAGCUUAACCUUGGAUUUAUCAGUAUCGGUCAUUAUAUCAUUUUGCAAUACAUUUUAACUCGAGUUGUGUGACAGUUGCCUACAUUCACUAAGCCAGCGUUAUCAUGGUAGCCGGUGCGCUCUUUAAAUCUGCGAAAAGUUCUUUGACAUUGGUACAAUGUGCAAAGACAUCUAUAACAGGAGUGAGGACAUUCACAAGUGUACUGAAUGAUCAGCAGCUGGAAAUUCAAAAAAUAGCAAGACAAUUUGCAGAUGAACAGCUGAAGCCAAAUGCUAGGAAGCUGGAUUUGGAAGGAAGGUUCCCCUUUAACCAGAUCAAAUGCCUCACAGACAUGGGCUUUAUGGGCAUGGCAGUAGAGGAAACAUACGGAGGUCGAGAGCUCGACUACCUAUCAGUGGCCGUGGCUGUGGAGGAACUGUCCCGUGGCUGUGCCAGUACUGGCAUGAUCAUGAGCCUCCAUAACUUCCUCUAUACAAACCUUGUUAACGAAAAAGGCACAGCACAACAGAAGGAAAUCUUUCUCUGUGAUUUUACUAAGGGAUCUAUUGGGUGUUUUGCACUCAGUGAACCUGACGCGGGCAGUGACGUAGCUAGUAUAAAGACCAAGGCAACCUUCGAUGGAGACCAUGUCAUACUGAACGGCAAGAAGAGCUGGGUGUCUUCUGCUAUCGAGGGGUCUGCGCUCGUAGUAUUCGCUACCGUAGACCCUGCGCUCCGACAUAAAGGAUUAGCGUGUUUCCUCGUACCGACGGAAGCAGAAGGUGUAUUCAGAGGAAAGAAGCAACCUUUGAUGAGCGUCAGUGUUUAUGACAGGGCGGUGACGGCUUGUGACGUCACAUUCGAGGAGGUGCGCAUACCGAAGGCCUACAUGGUGGGGCAGGUGGGCGAGGGCUUCAAGAUUGCGAUGGAACAAUUAGAUCAGGCGAGGAUAGGUAUCGCAGCUCAUGCUGUCGGUAUCGCACAAGCGGCUUUAGACACAGCUAUUAAUUAUGCCAAAGAAAGGGAAGCCUUUGGUAAAAAGCUGACCAGAUUACCUUCCGUUCAGGAGCGUCUGACGGAGAUGAGCAUCCUGACGGAGACGGCGCGGCUGCUGACGUACCGCGCGGCGACGCACGUCAGCACCAAGAACAGCUCGAUGGCGAAGUACGUGGCGGGCAGGAACGCCACCGCCGCCGCAGACCACUGCGUGCAGAUACUGGGCGGCCGCGGGCUCGCCACCACGCACGACGCCGAGAGACAUUACAGGGAUGCAAGAGGUACUCAGAUCUACGGCGGCGUGACAGACGUACAGAAGCGUCUCAUCGGACACUACCUGCUGCGGGAACACGACGCGCUCUAAUAAAACCUUUCAGCUAAGUGAUUCUCAACAAGGACGAACUCGACAAUAACUACAUAUCUAAUUACAAUGCAAUUAGUUUUAAAUAUAUUUAUCGCAUACAAAGUAACGCACAAUAAAUGAACGGUGGGAUAAUCUGUAACCAAUUAUACUUACUAAAGUCAAAUUCAAUAAAAAUAACAAAAUUUAAUAAAUUUACUUAAAAAUAUCAAUAUACUUUA
Papilio polytes (common Mormon) is the source of this 1559-nucleotide messenger RNA. Its product is annotated as short-chain specific acyl-CoA dehydrogenase, mitochondrial-like. Gene Ontology annotation, biological process: butyrate catabolic process; fatty acid beta-oxidation using acyl-CoA dehydrogenase. The record is from RefSeq and is a predicted model, not a curated record. The transcript is spliced from 9 exons. NCBI's taxonomy places the organism in Eukaryota, Metazoa, Arthropoda, Insecta, Lepidoptera, Papilionidae. Gene Ontology annotation, molecular function: flavin adenine dinucleotide binding. Gene Ontology annotation, cellular component: mitochondrion. The coding region runs from base 106 to 1341 and encodes 411 amino acids.